Epithele typhae is the source of this 1080-nucleotide messenger RNA. RefSeq names its product heme peroxidase. NCBI's taxonomy places the organism in Eukaryota, Fungi, Basidiomycota, Agaricomycetes, Polyporales, Epitheliaceae. Gene Ontology annotation, molecular function: heme binding; peroxidase activity. Gene Ontology annotation, biological process: response to reactive oxygen species; hydrogen peroxide catabolic process; cellular response to oxidative stress. The record is from RefSeq and is a predicted model, not a curated record. The transcript has 5 exons. Bases 1 to 1080 code for a protein of 359 amino acids.
AUGUUCGCCAAGACCAUCGUGUCGCUCAUCUCUCUUGCGCUACUCGCUUCCGCGACGCCUACUAAGAGGGCGACGUGCAGCAAGGGCCGCUCCGCAUCCAAUGAACAGUGCUGCGUCUGGUUCGACGUCCUCGACGACAUCCAGGAGAACCUCUUCGACGGCGGCGAGUGCGGUGAGGAGACUCACGAGUCUCUCCGCUUGACCUUCCACGACUGCAUCGCCUUCCCCAUCGGCAAGAACGGCGGUGGCUGCGACGGCUCGAUCAUGGCCUUCACCGAGAUCGAGACCGGCUUCAACGCCUCCAUCGGCCUCGACGAGAUCGCCAACGAGCAGCGCCCCUUCGCCCUCAAGCACAACGUCUCCUUCGGCGACUUCAUCCAGUUCGCCGGUGCCGUCGGUGUCUCCAACUGCGGCGGCGGUCCCCGCCUGCAGUUCCUCGCCGGCCGCUCGAACCACUCCUCCGCGUCCCCCGACGGCCUCAUCCCGCUCCCCGAGGACCCGACCGACAAGAUCCUGAACCGCAUGGGUGCCGCGGGCUUCAGCCCGAACGAGGUCGUCGACCUGCUCGCGUCGCACUCCGUCGCCGCCCAGGACCACAUCGAGCCCUCGAUCCACGGCAGCCCGUUCGACUCCACCCCGUCGGACUUCGACGCGCAGUUCUUCGUCGAGACCCUCCUCAAGGGCGUCCUCAUGCCCGCGGCGCCCGGAGUCACCACGCUCGCCAGGGGCGAGGUCCUCUCGCCGCUCCCCGGAGAGCUCCGCCUCAACUCGGACUUCGAGCUCGCUCGCGACCCGCGCACCGCGUGCGAGUGGCAGUCGUUCGCCACGAACCAGAAGCUGAUGGUCGCCCGCUUCGAGGCCGCGAUGAAGAAGAUGACCGUGCUCGGCAACAACGUCCCCUCGCUCGUCGACUGCUCCGAGGUCAUCCCCGUCCCGAAGGCCGCGGCGUCGCAGAAGGCGCACCUCCCGGCGGGCAAGACGCAGAAGGACAUCGAGGCGUCCUGCAAGAGCACGCCGUUCCCCGUGCUCUCCGUCCUGCCCGGGCCCGAGACCAGCAUCCCGGUCGUCCCCCCCUCCUAA